Molecule: messenger RNA, 1340 nt
Organism: Clarias gariepinus (North African catfish)
Lineage: Eukaryota; Metazoa; Chordata; Actinopteri; Siluriformes; Clariidae
Gene: twist2
Product: twist2
Exons: 2
Coding region: 240-752 (170 amino acids)
Biological process (GO): developmental process; regulation of transcription by RNA polymerase II
Molecular function (GO): RNA polymerase II transcription regulatory region sequence-specific DNA binding; protein dimerization activity; DNA-binding transcription factor activity, RNA polymerase II-specific
Source: RefSeq, a predicted model, not a curated record
AAAAACUUCCUACGGGACGAAAAGUGGCGCAAGCCUUCAGUGAGGAAGCUGUAGUGCACGUCAGAGCGAAAGAGUCAUACAUACACACACACACAUACAUACACAAUCAUUUUGAGGUGGAACAUCCACACGUUUUUUCAGUCUGUUGUCAUCCCGCACGGAUUUACUUUCUCACCACGGAUCCGCAGGCGGACAGCGUGUUUUCCUCCGUCGUGCCCUUGCAUUUCUUUAAACGAGAAAUGGAAGAGAGCUCGAGCUCCCCGGUGUCUCCGGUGGACAGUCUCGGGACCAGUGAGGAGGAGCUGGACCGCCAGCAACAACAGCAGCAGCACAGGCGCUUCGCCCGGAAGAGGAGACCGAGUAAGAAGUCGAGUGAGGAGGACAGCUCCGGAGGAAGUCCCGGCUCGACGAAACGGAGCAAGAAGCCGAGCCCGAGCCGCGCGCAGUCCUACGAGGAGCUGCAGAACCAGCGCGUGCUGGCCAACGUGCGCGAGCGCCAAAGGACUCAGUCUCUGAACGAGGCGUUCGCGUCUCUGCGCAAGAUCAUCCCGACGCUGCCGUCCGACAAGCUGAGCAAGAUCCAGACGCUGAAACUGGCGUCGCGCUACAUCGACUUCCUCUAUCAGGUGCUGCAGAGCGACGAGAUGGACAACAAAAUGUCCAGCUGCAGCUACGUCGCGCACGAGAGACUGAGUUACGCGUUUUCGGUGUGGCGCAUGGAGGGAGCCUGGUCCAUGUCCGCCUCGCACUAACGACCAGCAGCACCGCGCGCCGCCGUGCACAAUGCCACAUGGACUGUUUACUUCCACUAUUUCUGAAGACACCAAAGGAUUUAUUGAAGAACCCGUGAAGCUUUAUGCUAUGACCAAAUAUACAAUCUGAGCGAUAUAAUAAUGGCUCAAAGUGCUGAUGAAGCCCAGAAUCAGGGACAGCUCCACUUCACUUCCAUGGAGAGGGAGAAAAGCAGAGCAUAACUGAUAUUUAAUCAUUUCCACAACUUAGCCCUAAAUGUCCUUAUGGUGAUAGUAAAUGAAAGCCAUCUUCUAUCUUUAAUGAAACUAUAUUUCCCCUUGAAAUAGAAGAGUUUAUAUAUUAUAUAUAUAAAGAUGUAUAUGAUUUCUUUUGGUAAAGUAUUGUACAUAAUGCUAUCUGUGAGUUUGGUCAGCUUUUAAGGGGACCAAUAUGAUUUAGAGCAAUAGCGUCCUGCAUGGAUCCCUGCCUUUUUUUUUUUUUUUUACAUACAAAACGAACAAACAAAAAAAAUCCUUUGUUCUAUGCAAGAAUUUAAAUUUCAAUCAAUGAAAUUGUGCUUAUUUAUUAAAACAUAUUUUUUGAACAAA